This is a messenger RNA of Seriola dumerili (greater amberjack), 1383 nucleotides long. RefSeq names its product breast cancer metastasis-suppressor 1 homolog (gene brms1). The transcript has 10 exons. Lineage: Eukaryota; Metazoa; Chordata; Actinopteri; Carangiformes; Carangidae. Gene Ontology annotation, molecular function: histone deacetylase binding. The record is from RefSeq and is a predicted model, not a curated record. The coding region runs from base 115 to 1020 and encodes 301 amino acids. Gene Ontology annotation, cellular component: Sin3-type complex. Gene Ontology annotation, biological process: negative regulation of transcription by RNA polymerase II.
GUAGAGUCCGGCAAAGUGUCGAACUGGGGACUGAAGUGAAGAGGAAGUACUUUUUAAAAUGGAAAUCUGGCAAAUCAUAGUUUAACUUUCUUCAGCCGAACGGAGGGAGAAGCUAUGCCUGCACAACCCCCUGUGAGGGAGCCAGAGGAGGAGAUGGAGGCAGAAGGAGAGUCACAGCUCCCUGAGGCCAAUGGAGAGGUGGAGGAACCGAGAGAGGAUGAAGGAAGAGGAGGUGGAGGUGGCGAGGAGACCAUGGAGGAGAGCGUGGAAGAGAGGGAGAGUGACUUAGAAGAGAGUGAAGAGGAAGAAGAAGAGGAGGAGGAGGAAGAGGAGAGUUCAGAGAUGGACGAUGAGGACUGUGAGCGGAGGAGAGGGGAAUGUCUAGAUGAGAUGUUGGAUCUGGAAAAACAAUUUCAGGAGCUCAAAGAAAAGUUGUUUCGGGAGCGGCUGAACCAGGUGAAAGUGAAGCUGGACGAGGUGUUGACAGGGAAGGCUGGAGAAUACAGAGAACCACUGGCUGCGCUACAGAACAGCAUGCAGAUACGAACACAAGUGGCCGGAGUGUACAGAGAGCUGUGUCUGCAGGUGAUCAAACACAAGCAUGAGUGUGAAGUACAAGGAGCACGGCAGCACCUGGAGAGUGAGAAGACGUUGCUGUUUGACGCCAUGAAGACGGAGCUGCUGGAAAAGAUAAGGAGACUGGAGGAGGACAGACAGAAUAUAGAUCUCACCUCAGAGUGGAGCGAUGAGAUGAGGAGCAAGAAGUGUAAAAGAAAGAACCCACUGGGUCGGUUGGAGAGAAAAAAGAAAGUAGCUCUGGUUUCAGGACCUUUCAUUGUCUACAUGUUGAGAGACAUCGACAUACUUGAAGACUGGACAGCUAUAAAGAAAGCAAAAGCUGCACUGUCGCCACUAAAAAAGAAAGCUGAAAAUAAAGCUCUUCAGGCACACUCGGCGGCAGCAGGAUUUUUCAACAGUGUGUUUGCAGAGAUGAGUCUUCGCAACCCCCUGACUGGCUGAAUCACCUCCCAUGCUCUUCACAGUGGUGUGGUUUCUCUGCUGUGUGAAUAUGUCCUGCUGAGAUGUCCUCUCUCCCUGAAGCACCUCCAGCAGAACUCACAGUGGUACUGUUUUUGUAGACCAGGUGUAGCGCUUUCCGCUCCCAUCACAUCUGUAUGGUCUCUCUGCUGUGGGAACACACUUGAUGGGACUUCAACUCUGCCUCUGACUUCAUCUCCCGCACUGGUUACAGCAGCAGAUGUGCCCUGGUGUGGCUACCCUUCUGUGACUUGUGUUGGUCUGGAGGCCGGAGGCUGUAGAAAAGCUUUUCUCACACAGUUACAUUGGUGUGGUUUCUCUGCAGUGUGAAGGCGCUGGUGUGGC